Procambarus clarkii (red swamp crayfish) is the source of this 657-nucleotide messenger RNA. The record is from RefSeq and is a predicted model, not a curated record. Lineage: Eukaryota; Metazoa; Arthropoda; Malacostraca; Decapoda; Cambaridae.
AUGCAGCUCUUACUCCAGACCCCGUGCUCAUGCAGCUCUUCCUCCAGACCCCGUGCUCAAGCAGCCCUUACUCCUGACCCCGUGCUCAUGCAGCUCUUACUCCAGACCCCGUGCUCAAGCAGCUCUUACUCCAGACCCCGUGCUCAUGCAGCUCUUCCUCCAGACCCCGUGCUCAAGCAGCCCUUACUCCUGACCCCGUGCUCAUGCAGCUCUUACUCCAGACCCCGUGCUCAAGCAGCUCUUACUCCAGACCCCGUGCUCAUGCAGCUCUUCCUCCAGACCCCGUGCUCAUGCAGCUCUUACUCCAGACCCCGUGCUCAAGCAGCUCUUACUCCAGACCCCGUGCUCAUGCAGCCCUUACUCCAGACCCCGUGCUCAUGCAGCUCUUCCUCCAGACCCCGUGCUCAUGCAGCUCUUACUCCAGACCCCGUGCUCAAGCAGCUCUUACUCCAGACCCCGUGCUCAUGCAGCCCUUACUCCAGACCCCGUGCUCAUGCAGCCCUUACUCCUGACCCCGUGCUCAUGCAGCUCUUACUCCAGACCCCGUGCUCAUGCAGCUCUUACUCCAGACCCCGUGCUCAUGCAGCCCUUACUCCAGACCCCGUGCUCAUGCAGCUCUUACUCCAGACCCCGUGCUCAAGCAGCCCUUACUCCUGA